Molecule: messenger RNA, 515 nt
Organism: Condylostylus longicornis
Lineage: Eukaryota; Metazoa; Arthropoda; Insecta; Diptera; Dolichopodidae
Gene: lin-52
Product: protein lin-52 homolog
Exons: 4
Coding region: 36-392 (118 amino acids)
Biological process (GO): regulation of DNA-templated transcription
Cellular component (GO): DRM complex
Source: RefSeq, a predicted model, not a curated record
UCAUUUCAUAUCAACCCAUUUUACAAACAAAAACAAUGGAAGAAACAAAAGAUGCAAUUGACACAACUCCAGUGAAAAGGGCAUUGCUUGAUGAUGACGCAUUAUUAGCUUUGGAAAAACUAGACCGAGCUUCACCUGAUUUAUGGCCAGAAAAAAAUUUCAUAUCAAUAAACAAUACGCCAGUGCAGUCCUCCCCGCCUGCUUGGACAAGAGGUCUUUCACAAGAUGAUAUAAAUGCUAUGAACCAAUUGGGAGUUCUAUCCACUAAUGGUUUAAUUUCUGAAAUACGUAAAAUUUAUGAUCAGGCUUAUCAACUUGGUGUAAUGGAAUCUAAAGAGAUGACUAGGGGAAAAUACCUUGGAAUAUUUACAAAUUCAAAAAAAAAGACGUAAAUUCAAAUUGAAAAAUUAACAUUAAAUUUAUUUAAAAUUAAAUAUGAAACUAUGAAAUUUUUAUUUUUAUUAAUAAGUAAUUGUAAUUUAAACUAUUCCAAAUAAAAUUAUUUUACCACAGUA